Odocoileus virginianus texanus is the source of this 1854-nucleotide messenger RNA. The record is from RefSeq and is a predicted model, not a curated record. Lineage: Eukaryota; Metazoa; Chordata; Mammalia; Artiodactyla; Cervidae.
UUUAAACUAUCUUUAUCCAAGUCUUCACCUCACUUGCUAGAGAGACCAACCCACUUCCUUCCUCUCUGCUUAAACCCUCCAUCAGGGUGAUGGAGCCACAGCGGGGCUUGGAAUAAAGGUGUACAGAGAACAGAGGGAUUGAGGCUUCCUAUCGGGGUGAUGGGCAGAGGAACCCAGGAAUCGAGAACCAGCUGUUCUCGAUCUUGGUUUUCCCCACUUCUUUGGGCCAGUUGGAGCAUCUCAGCUCCUAUAGUGCCCGCCCCCUUGUUUGCCGCCCUCAACUUCCUGCCCCACCAGAGGAAGUGGGGAGAGCCAUCAGGUGCAGCAACAGCUAUCGGGGCCAUGGACAAGGAGUAUGUGGGGUUUGCCGCCCUCCCCAACCAGCUGCAUCGCAAGUCUGUCAAGAAGGGGUUUGACUUCACACUCAUGGUGGCAGGGGAGUCAGGCCUGGGAAAAUCUACCCUCAUCAACAGCCUAUUUCUCACCAACCUCUAUGAGGAUCGGCAAAUACCAGAAGCCAGUGCUCGCUUGACGCAAACGCUGACCAUCGAGCGCCGGGGCGUGGAGAUCGAGGAGGGGGGUAUUAAGGUGAAGCUGACUGUGGUGGACACACCUGGCUUUGGGGACUCAGUGGACUGUUCAGACUGCUGGCUGCCUGUGGUGCGCUUCAUCGAGGAGCAGUUUGAGCAGUAUCUUCGGGAUGAGAGUGGCCUGAACAGGAAGAACAUCCAGGAUUCCCGCGUCCAUUGCUGCCUCUACUUCAUCUCACCCUUUGGCCGGGGGCUCCGUCCCCUAGAUGUGGCCUUUCUCCGGGCGGUGCACGAGAAGGUCAACAUCAUCCCAGUUAUUGGCAAAGCAGAUGCCCUGAUGCCGAAGGAAACACAGGCCCUCAAACAGAAGAUCCGGGAACAGUUGAAGGAGGAAGAGAUCAAUAUCUACCAGUUCCCCGAAUGUGACUCUGAUGAGGAUGAAGACUUCAAGAGGCAGGAUGCAGAGAUGAAGGUACAGAGGCAAAGCAGGACGGGACUGAGAAGCCAGGGGAGGCGGAUGUGGAGGUGGGAGCUGAGAAAGGUUUCUGUCCACCGGGCGGCGAGAGGAUGGAGAUCGCUGACUCCUCCCCUCCAGGAAAGUAUCCCUUUUGCGGUCGUCGGUUCCUGCGAAGUAGUGCGGGACGGCGGACCCCGACCGGUGAGGGGACGCCACUACUCCUGGGGCACUGUAGAGGUGGAGAACCCACAUCACUGCGAUUUCCUGAACCUGCGACGGAUGCUCGUGCAGACACACUUGCAGGACCUGAAGGAGGUGACACACGACCUGCUCUACGAGGGCUACCGGGCCCGCUGCCUACAGAGCCUGGCCCGGCCUGGGGCGCGGGAUCGAGCCAGCCGUAGUAAGCUUUCCCGCCAGAGCGCUACAGAGAUCCCGCUGCCCAUGCUUCCUCUGGCCGAUACGGAGAAGUUGAUCCGCGAGAAAGACGAAGAGCUGCGCCGCAUGCAAGAGAUGUUGGAGAAGAUGCAGGCCCAGAUGCAGCUGAGCCAGGCUCAAGGCGAGCAGUCGGACGCUCUCUGAGGCCCCCAUCGGGGUUUUCCUUACCUCGCCUCUGCCUUCGGUUCGUCUCUUGUCCAAUCCCUGAGGCUCAGGCUGCCAGGCGCCUAAUCCCGGAGCCCCAGCCUGUAAGGCCCGCCCUUCUAAGGGGCGGGCUCUCAGGAUCUCCCAAUCCUGGAAUUUGUAGCCCCGCCUUUGGCUCCGCCCCAGUUCACUUCUGGAGCGCGACCUCCUCUCCUAACCCUGAACACCUCCAUCCCCUCCCCACUUCUCCCAAUCUUGACUUCAAUAAAAACUGAGUUUCUCUGA